This is a messenger RNA of Eruca vesicaria subsp. sativa (arugula), 449 nucleotides long. Lineage: Eukaryota; Viridiplantae; Streptophyta; Magnoliopsida; Brassicales; Brassicaceae. The record is from the annotation of a GenBank genome assembly.
AUGAAACUACUAGGAACACCGUGUGGAUCAACUCCCACAACAUCCAAUUGGAGGGAUAAGAUGGAAGCCUCCGAGCAAGCACAAGAACGAAUGGGAAGGAUAGGUUUGGAGUGCGAAACAGAAGGGUAUUCAGGUGGUUCGGGCUCUGGAUCGGUCUCUCCUGCUGCUUCCCUUCUCGGACUCUUCUUCUUGCUUUUCAUUAUAUUUGGUGUCGCCGCGGCGAUCUGGUGCGCAUGUGUCCAGAGGCAAAAGGCUAUAAACGCAGCCAACAUCAAUAACUUUUCAGGAGCUCAGGUGGCUCAUGGAACUGACCUCAACACCGUUCACAAGGGAGAUCCUGGUUGCAAAGUUUGAUUUAUUCGUGUUCAUUUGAUCUAUUGGUCAUGUUUUUUGAUCAUGCUACGUACUCUGUUAAAUUUGGCUACAUUACAGCUUGUUUCACAAACAUU